CAAACAUCACUGGCAUAUUUCGUAAUCAAUUUUUAAGAAUAAUAAAAUUCAAUUUUGUAAUAUAAAAUUUACCAAUGGAUGAAAAUGAAGAGCAAAUCCUCGACUCAGAAUACAAACGUUACUUGGAGAUCAUGCGGCCUUAUUUAGGACAACUACUUGAUCAGGAUGUUAUAGAAAUUUGCAAUGCAUGGAUCCAAAGACUUUCUGAUUGCAAACCAAAAGAAAAAGUAUUCCGCAACAAAUACAUAUUUUCCAUGUGCUAUCAGCUAGCCAGAGGCAUCCUUGAAGAGCCUUUCUUGCAAAAUCCUACAUCUGAAGAACUGACGCCUUUGCAGGAUGGCACGAAUACUGACGACUCUAUUAACGAAUCUUCAGAAGUUGAAUAUCUCGCUCUAGAUUUAAAUAGCACUAAAACAAAAGUUCUUUUUAAUAAAAGUAAUAACCCUGCCACAGAAAUAUCUCACAGUAGUGAAUUUUAUGAAACUGAUCAGAGCAAGGAUUGCCAUGGUGAACAGACGAAUCCUAUCAACUGGAGUAGUAAUUCACAAACAGACGGAAGAGAAGAAACUGUUAUGUGUUAUGAUUGUCCCAUUACUUUUCCAAAGAUUCUAAACAUAGAUAUUUACAACGAUACCUACUACAAUGAUAAACAGUAUGAGCACAGAGUAAACAAUCUCAUUAUGAAACUAAGGGAAAUAAAAAUGCAGAAUUUAAUGUUACAUAACGAAUUAAUCACUUUGAGAGAAAACUCUAGACUUCAACAUAAAUACACUGAGAAUCCUCAGGAUAACAUUAUUAAAGUUGAUAACUCCACAAGUGUUCACAUUCAUACUCAAGAGAGUGCCACCAAUUUAAAUUGCUUGAAAUCUAAACUCCAAGAAGUUCAAAAUUCACGAAACUCUCUGAUAGAAACAAUAAGUAAUUUACAAGAAAAGCUUGACAAUUUUAACGAUAUGAAAAAACAUGAAAUCGAUGAUUUACUAGCUCAACAUAGAUUAGAAAUAAUACAAGUCAAAGCUUCUAUGCGAAAAGAAUUAAAGGCUUCUUAUGAGAAAAAAGUAGAAGAACUAAAACAGUACCAUGAACAAUUUGUCAAAGAUAUUCAAAGCAAGCAUGUGAUAGAAAUAGAAAAUAUAAAAGCUACGACAGAAAGUACACUAGCAGAAAAGGACAAAACAAUUCUAUCUAUGGAAACCGAAACUAAUAAUCUAAAAAAAUACAUCGAGGGGCUUAAGAGUAAUCAAUUCUUUAUGUUUAGUAACUUUUUAGAUCAUUCCAAUAAAAAUCUUAGUCCAAAAUGUAUGUCACAGAAGACCGAAGAACUAGAAAGGCGUCUGAAUAAAAUGGAGAAGGCGAAAAUAAAAUGUGUCAAGGCUUAUGAAUUGAAACUAGCAAAUUUACAAAAGGACAAACACCUGGCGGAGUGUUCGUUGCAGCUGCAGCUAAUGAAACAAAGAGCCCAGGUUUUAAAUGAAACGGCCGAUGAACACCAAACAGAAUUGGCGACUGCAUUGGAUAAAUUAGAAGGCAAAUACAAGGAUAUUGUGGCAAAUGUACAAGCGACGGCUGUCCAACGCAGAAUUCAGGACCAAAUGGCGUUGGAAUCGAUAAUACAAACUGUUUGCGGUGUUCGCAAUGAAGGUUUGCAUUGUAAUAUUGCACAAGCUACGUAUACAGACCAAUUAUCGAACAAAGCUGUGCGUACUCAAGCCAGGGAUGCUAAUCGAAGUUGUGACAAUGAAUUACCGACCAUAAUCAGAGAUAAUAAAGUCGGAAGUGUUAUAGUUGGCAACAAAGCUUUUGCAGAUGACAGCGUUUUAAAUGGCUACUGCCUAGAUAGUGAGAAAUUCAGUGAACUUUAUGAGAGAGUUUGUGUUCCUCAAAGGGAUACUAGCGAAAGCUCUCCUAAAAAUUAAGCAAUCAUGUUUUACUGUUUUGUUUAUUUGUUAGCAUGGAGCAUGCUCGUAGGUGCCCGCGCCAAUAUCUACGAGUAUGUAGUUUGUGUCUCUACGUGUAUAAUUUAUGUUACACAAACUAGCGUACUUUGUCUUCACUUUUUUUAAAUAAAAUUGUAUCAGUUUAGCCUAC
Maniola jurtina (meadow brown) is the source of this 2088-nucleotide messenger RNA. RefSeq lists its product as uncharacterized. The transcript has a single exon. The record is from RefSeq and is a predicted model, not a curated record. NCBI's taxonomy places the organism in Eukaryota, Metazoa, Arthropoda, Insecta, Lepidoptera, Nymphalidae. Bases 75 to 1916 code for a protein of 613 amino acids.